GUCGAGUACUCGAUUCUCGAAUCUCGAUGCACACAAAAAUAAAAUAUAUUUACGAAUUAAUAAAUGUGCACAUCAUUGAUCAAUACAUAAAACUUUAGUUCUGCGUGGAUUAAAAAGAUACCAUAGCAAGUCUUUUGUCUUAGGUAAACAUGGAUACAACAAGUGACUUGCCAUUCAACCCUAGUGCAGUCUUGCAACCUGACCAGCCCAUGGAAACUGACAAACCUGGUGGUCCACUUACUGCUGGCAGACACGAAGAGUUCUCUGUCGAGAAAGUCCUUGACCGAAGAAUUAAAAACGGCAAAGUUGAGUACUUGCUAAAAUGGAAGGGAUAUUCUAAUGAUGAUAACACUUGGGAGCCCGAGGACAAUCUUGACUGUCCUGAACUGAUAUCAGCAUACGAAGAGGCACGCUUGAAGAGGGAACGCGAGGCAGCACCAAGCACAGAGGUGGCAGAUGACACCUACGGUCGCAAACGACCAAAACGCGGAGAUAAGAAGAAGAAGGAGGCUAUUCAAGAAGUGGAGAAGCCCAGAGGUCUGUCAAGAGGUCUACAUCCAGAGAAGAUCCUGGCUGGACAACUGUACCAUGGAACCCUGUACUUCCUGGUUAAAUGGCAAAACUGCAAUGAAAUGGAUGUGGUCCCCGGUCAUGACCUAGGCCAGGCAUUCCCGGACUUUGUGAUCAACUACUACGAGAGGUGUGCUCCGUUCAGUGUCAGACACAGCGUGGGAAGAGUGCCCAGGGUAGCCCCAGAAAUUGAGCCGCAGCAGCCUGUGGCAGCCUCCAUGGACGUUACAGAGAACAACACAAGCUUGUCAAUGUUGCCAGCAAUGGACGACACCCCAGUUCCUGACAUGGGCAUGCCGCAAGUGCCCGAUCCUCAGCAGCUCGAAGUGCCAGUGAACUGAUUCUAGAAUUGGAGCCAAUUAGAACUUAGUUAUAACUCUAAGAUGCAGCAUUUGACCAAAUGAGAAUUAUUUUUAUUUUUCUACACUACACAGUGUAAUUCUAUUGAAAGUGCUGCCUAAGCGGUUUCCUAGAAGAGCAAUUUUAUUGCGCAAUAUCACGUAUUGCGUAAUAU
Messenger RNA from Aricia agestis (brown argus), 1084 nucleotides. RefSeq names its product chromobox protein homolog 1-like. The transcript has 8 exons. Gene Ontology annotation, molecular function: chromatin binding. The coding region runs from base 150 to 911 and encodes 253 amino acids. Lineage: Eukaryota; Metazoa; Arthropoda; Insecta; Lepidoptera; Lycaenidae. Gene Ontology annotation, biological process: chromatin organization; negative regulation of transcription by RNA polymerase II. Gene Ontology annotation, cellular component: pericentric heterochromatin; nucleus. The record is from RefSeq and is a predicted model, not a curated record.